Molecule: messenger RNA, 1309 nt
Organism: Protopterus annectens (West African lungfish)
Lineage: Eukaryota; Metazoa; Chordata; Ceratodontiformes; Protopteridae
Product: transmembrane domain-containing protein TMIGD3-like
Exons: 6
Coding region: 189-890 (233 amino acids)
Source: RefSeq, a predicted model, not a curated record
CCAGGGCUGCUUGAAGUUCAGCAUGUCUAUAUUAAAUCUAUGUAAUUGUACUUUACUGAACUGAACCAUCAUAAUGGUAUCUUAGCACACUACUACAGUAAGAAAGAGGAACUGUUACUUGCCUCAUAUGACCACAAAAACAGCAAGGAAAUGUUUCAGUCAUCUCAGCAGCACAAGACUUCAACACAAUGAAAAGCCUCUGGAUUCUUGUACUCACUUUAUUUUCUGGAAGCCAAAGCAUAACAGUGGAAAAGUCAAUACAAGGAUAUAUCGGCCAAACAAUGGAAAUAUCCUGCGUUUAUGGUCCUGCUUAUAAAAAUUAUGCAAAAUACUGGUGUAAAGGAUAUUACAGGAUCUCCUGUAGCAUAUUAGUUGAAACACCUAAUUCCAAUUCUGCUGAUAAUGGAAGAAUAAUAAUUACAGACAAUGAACUCAUAGCGAAAGUCGUUAUAAAACCAUUAAGUCUAGAAGAUGCAGGCUGGUACUGGUGUGGAAUUGAAAUCACUGGCAGCGACAUAAUGGACUAUACUGAGAUGAAGGUGUCAGAAAAAACAUCAGAGGACUCACACAGCGAAGGUAUUAUUAUAGGAACUGGCAUAGCUGGAGGAUUGUUGUUGCUAGGUCUGUUUGUGGCUAUCAUGAUGAGAAGAAGAAUUAAGCAACACACAUUACCCGACAAAAUACAACUAUCUUCAAAAGAACAAACAAGAAUUAAUUUUAAAAAUGAUAAUAAUAAGAAUUCAAAGGACAUGUCUUCUGACAUUCAGACUACUGACCAGAAACAGAAAGAAGUGAUAUAUAUGGAAGCAGUGCUAAAACCUACAACAAAUACAGUUAAUCAAGAAAUUUUUUCCAGCCAAUCUGUAGAGUAUUCUGACAUAAAGUUUUAAUAAUUCUUGUUUGCAGUAUUUAUUUCCAUAAUUAAUGUAAUUUUUACUAUUAUUUUCAUCAGUAACAGCAAUGCAUUUAUUAAAAAAACCUGCGGUUUAUUUCACAUGGAAAAUCAAACAGCAGAACCAUUAAGAUGAAAACUGAAAUGUUGAAAGAAGGCCAUUAAAUCUUUAACAUAAGCUAACAUUUAGCAUUGACUUAAGUUGUAAACCUUCUGUUCUCUUUGUUGUAGAAACUUAUAUUGCUUUUAAAACAAAGUAUAGUAACAAAGGCAAAGUUAAUCUGCAUUAACAUAACUAUGGUAAUGUAAAAUGUAGUUCUUAAACAAACUUUAUAGUUAUGUAUUUGCUUUCCUGGCAAGAGAACUGAUGCUCACUGUCCUUUUUUGACAUAGUACAAAAUAUAUGGUAUAUAAACA